CAUAGUUGCAAUCUAUCGACUACUUCACUGCAAGAAGCCCUCAGGCAAAACUGUGCGAUUUCUAUGAUUUAACAUUAGGGGAUUUCGCUGUCUUUAGAUGUUUGUGAAAAACAAAUCGUAGAUCAUUGAACUUCACAAAACCAAUGAUGUGGGUCAGUGUUUGUGUAUUAAUGAUUUCUUGAAUUAAAUUUUACCAUUCUUUUUGUUUCCUAUACUUUAAAUAUUUUUAGGGCUCUUUCAUUGGUGACAAUUUUUGCUGGCUGAUGUUUUAGUGCAUAUCUGAGAUCUGAGAAAAAAUUUUAAUGAAACCAGACAACAAAAAUAAAGAUGGCUAUUCUGAGCUGGACAAUGAGAUCAAAAUUGAGAGUGAAACAAAAAAUUCUUCAUCAUUACACAUUAUUUUCAUAGUUUUAGUUAUUGAUCUCUUGGGUUUCACUGUAAUUCUUCCUUUAUUGCCUUCUAUUUUCGACUACUAUGCUGCAAAUAAACAAGAUUAUCUAUAUCAUUGGAUGGAGGAAAAAGUACAAUAUGUUCAAAAUAUGUUGGGAUCUCCAACUUCCUUCAAUAAAGUCUUAUUUGCAGGCCUUCUAGGCUCAGCAUUUUCUGGACUUCAGUUUCUUGUUGCACCAAUAUUUGGAUCACUUUCAGAUGUAUAUGGACGUAAACCAAUCAUCAUUUUAUCAAUGAUUGGUGUUGGAAUUUCACACGCUGUUUGGUGCGUUUCAAAUAGUUUUUAUAUAUUUAUUAUUGCAAGAAUAAUUGGAGGCUUAAGCCGGGCAAAUAUUUCGCUUUCCACGGCUAUUGUCACUGAUGUUUGUUCAAAGCAAAAACGAGGCAGAGGAAUGGCUUUAAUUGGAAUUGCUUUUGCAAUUGGAUUUAUCAUUGGCCCUAUGAUAGGAGCUGUAUUUGCAACAAGGGCUGUCCAAUCCAAACAAGUGUUUUUCGUAGCUCCUGCUGUUUUUGCCCUGGUCAUGACUGUUAUUGAUAUUGUUAUUCUUAUAUUCAAGUUUAAAGAAUCUCUGCCAAUAGAGAAGAGAGCUUCUUCAGUAGGUCAUAGUUUAUCAGAAGCUUAUCGAUUCAUUUACCCACCUUCUUUGUUUUUGUUUAGUCCAGUUGUUGACAUUAAAAAAGAAGAAAAAAGUGCUUUAAAACAAAUAGGAUUAAUUUACUUUUUAUUCCUAUUCAUCUACUCUGGUUUGGAAUACUCAUUGAGUUUCUUAACGCAUAUGCGCUUCAAUUUCACAAGCAUGCAGCAAGGGAAGAUGUUUUUAUUUAGCGGCCUAAUAAUGAUAGUUAUUCAAGGAGGCUAUGUGAGGAGAAUACCUCAUGGAAAAGAAACCAGAGCUGCUGCUAUUGGUUGCCUUUUAGUCAUUCCUUCUUUUAUUAUUAUUGGAAAUGCUAAGAGUGUUGAAGUACUUUAUUUUGGACUAGCAUUGUAUGCAUAUGCAUCAGCAACUGUUGUUCCGUGUCUCACCACUAUUGCAUCCAAGUUUGGCUCUUCGAAGCAGAAAGGCAUUGUACUUGGUAUAUUUCGGUCACUGGGAUCUUUGGCAAGAGCUUUUGGUCCCAUUGUUUCUGCUAUUGCAUAUUGGAGUUUUUCGCCUGAAGUGUCCUACACAAUUGGUGGUGUACUACUUGUUGUUCCUUUAAUUUUAAUCAUGAAAUUCAGAUAUGAAUUACCACAAAAAGAAGAAUGACUAUCUGAAUUGGAGAUAUGCAUCAAAUAAGAGAGAUCUGAUUACAAUGAAUCUUGGCACAAUAUUUAUAAAAUUAUUUUUUUAUACAAUUUAUACUUAAAAGGUUGUUGCUUACUUUUUUUUUUGAAAAUUUAUGAGCUUGGUUUUGGAAAAUAAAUAUUAUAUUUAAUU
This is a messenger RNA of Parasteatoda tepidariorum (common house spider), 1868 nucleotides long. It is a transcript of the gene rtet, whose product is annotated as major facilitator superfamily domain-containing protein rtet. Gene Ontology annotation, molecular function: transmembrane transporter activity. NCBI's taxonomy places the organism in Eukaryota, Metazoa, Arthropoda, Arachnida, Araneae, Theridiidae. Gene Ontology annotation, biological process: transmembrane transport. Gene Ontology annotation, cellular component: brush border membrane. The record is from RefSeq and is a predicted model, not a curated record.